CGUUCCUUCUCGGCAUUCUACGCCCGCUCCUUUGAGCGCAGACCUUGGCUGACCCUCGCUGUUGCAAACGGCUCGUUAGGCGCUCUAGCGGACGUGCUUGCACAACGAUUUGAAAUAUACAACGAACGCAACGCUGGCAGAGGCAAUGGUGGUGCGAAUAGCAACAGCAGCAGCAAGAAUGAAAGCACAGGCGGGCGAAUAGACACCAGACCAGAUGGGAAAACACGAUCAAGCGAGCAGCAACAAGCGGUGUACGAUCCGAUUCGCUCGGUGCGGUUCUUUGCAUUCAACGUGACCAUGGUGCCGCUGCUGGACAAAUGGAACAAAUUCAUUGAAUACCGCUUCCCGCUGUACCCUGCCGGUGUCUCCACAGCGGGCAAGGCAAGCAUGGUCGCGCUCGCCAAGAGGGUUGCUGUUGAUCAGCUGGGAUUUGCUCCUUUCGGUUUGUUCAUGUUUGUCAGCGUCAUGGGCACAUUUGAAGGCCGAGAUAUAGAAGGUGUCAAGCAAAAAUUUAAAGAUAUGUACUUCCCAGCUCUGCUGGCCAAUUGGCAGGUAUGGCCACUAGUGCAAGCAGUUAACUUUCGUUUCAUGCCUUUGCGAUACCGUGUACCGUUCACAUCAUCCAUUGGGGUACUCUGGACCAUUUACCUUUCCCUUCUCAAUAUGUCA
Molecule: messenger RNA, 669 nt
Organism: Tilletiaria anomala UBC 951
Lineage: Eukaryota; Fungi; Basidiomycota; Exobasidiomycetes; Georgefischeriales; Tilletiariaceae
Exons: 4
Cellular component (GO): cytoplasm; membrane
Source: RefSeq, a predicted model, not a curated record